Molecule: messenger RNA, 1915 nt
Organism: Zingiber officinale
Lineage: Eukaryota; Viridiplantae; Streptophyta; Magnoliopsida; Zingiberales; Zingiberaceae
Product: transcription factor MTB1-like
Exons: 2
Coding region: 107-1720 (537 amino acids)
Biological process (GO): regulation of DNA-templated transcription
Cellular component (GO): nucleus
Molecular function (GO): transcription cis-regulatory region binding; protein dimerization activity; DNA-binding transcription factor activity
Source: RefSeq, a predicted model, not a curated record
CCCACGCUUCCCUCUUUGCCCUUUUAACGAGCUUCGUCGCCCUCGCUCGAUCAGAAUCGGAGAAGGGCGGAGGGAUGGCGGGAUCGGAUCUGUGAGAUCGGAGAAGAUGGUGGUAGCUGAGUUUUGGUCCGACGAGGAGCGGAAAAUGGCGAUCGCGGUGCUCGGCCGGGAGGCGUUCGAGUACAUCUGCGCUCGACGUGUGGCUUCCUUCGACGGGCAACUCACCGCCGUCGGCGUCGGCGGCGCGGAUCUACAGACCAAGCUCCAGGACCUCGUCGAGAGACCGCCUUCGGCUGGUGGCGGCUGGGCCUACGCCAUAUUCUGGCAGAUAGCGCGGUCUGCUUCCGGGGAUCUCGUCCUCGGUUGGGGAGACGGCCACUGCCGCGAGCUGGGCGACGGAGAGGAUGCCGGCGGCGACCCGGUAGAUGGAGGAAGACAGAAGAUGCGGAAGCGGGUUCUAGAGUGGCUCCACUUGCUAUCCGGCGGCUCCGACGACGAGAACUGCGCGCUGAGGCUCGACCGCAUCACCGGCGCGGAGAUGUACUUCCUGGCUUCGAUGUAUUUCUCGUUCCCAAAAGGGGUGGACGCGGCUGGGAAAGCGCUUGCCUCGGGUAAGCAUAUCUGGAUAUCCGAGGCGGAGCUCGCAUCGCCGGUGGUUGGCAGCAUGCGGGCGUUUCUUGCGAGGUCGGCAGGGUUCCGAACCACCGUCUUCGUUCCGCUCGACGCCUCCGUGCUUGAGUUGGGAUCUCUGGAUGCCGUGCCGGAGAGCUUCGAGGUGUUGCGCUCGAUUAGAUCCGCUUUCGGCCUGGAGAACCCCACCAGUGGCCAUAUCGCGAAGCAUCCCAGGAUUUUUGGAAAUGAUUUGUACCCUGACGUCGAUCGUGUCAAUGGUAACGCUGCUUCGUCGGCGAAGACGCAAAAGAGGCCGUCGGAGAUGAUUAAGAAACCAGGAGAUCACCGACUAAGGAACCCAAUCGGCAUUGGCGGAACUCUGCUGCAGUGGAAUCACAAUCUGAGCAAGUGCGACCCGGUGAGCCCUGUACAGCCUCAGCAGCUUCACCGGCCACCGCCGCAAUCCUUCGUGCCGCCGUCGGGGCAAAUCGAUUUUGGUGCCGUCGGAGGAAACCCUGCUUCCGCCAGCCUUCGGGAAUUAGCAAUGGAUGCAGAUCUGUCCGACGUAGAAGGCCCGAGCAAGGAGCAAGCGGAGACUACAGCGACUGCAGAGGUGAGGCGGCCGCGGAAGAGGGGGCGGAAGCCGGCAAACGGCCGGGAUGAGCCGCUGAACCACGUGGAGGCGGAGAGGCAACGGAGGGAGAAGCUGAACCAGAAAUUCUACGCCCUGCGCGCGGUGGUGCCCAACAUCUCCAAAAUGGACAAGGCCUCCCUUCUGGGCGACGCCAUCGCCUACAUCACGGAGCUUCAGCAGAAGCUGAAGGAGAUGGAAGCGGAGCGGGAAGCCUGGGAUGGAACAACCUCUACGGACCACCGGAGGCCCAAUCAGAUCGAGGUGGAGACGGCGGAGGGGGAGGUGGUCGUCCGGGUGAGCUGCCCGCUGGAGGGGCACCCGCUCUCCAAAGUCAUCCGAGCUCUGAGGACCUCGCAGAGCGAUGUGGUGGACACCAAGGUGGACGCAAACAGUGACAGCGUAUUGCACACGUUCAUCGUCCGAUCGCCGGAGCAGGAGGAUCAAGAAGCUUCUUUAGGAGAAAAGAUCUUCUGACGAUCAAUCAUUUAUCCACUGUACUCAAUACGUCAUCUUCGUAGGUCUCAGACAGGAUCAGAGUUGAUUUGAUAUAGGCUUCAGGGGAGGGUCUGUAACAGCUAAGGUUGGUGUGGGUUGUUAUGGUAGAUGGUAUAUGUGAACAACUAGGACUAUUAUAAGCUGCCAUCUUUAUUGUCACUUUCUUUUAGUUAA